AUGGUCAACUGGGCUUUCGGGUGCCUAUUUUUACCGCUAGUGUCCGCGGCGGACCUUUUUUAUGAGCACCUGCAGUUUGUGGACUGGUCAAUGGAUCCGUGUCAUAAUUUCUAUCGACACGUAUGUCCAGAAACACUACGCGACGAGGAGACAGUUGUGCGCAAGUUUUUCGAUCAGGAUUUGCUGAACUAUUGGAUAAAAGAUGAGAGGAAGAUGUCGGCGCUUGAGUUGGCCAUCCCAUUGGCGAAGAGACACUGGCUAUCGCCUCCAGACAUUCAAGAAGCCAAUCGAGCCCAAAAGUUCCUGCAAGCACUCCGCAUCCGCGAUGAUGUCCUCGAUUACAUUGAUCAGAACAAUCUCCUACCACAAUCCUAUUAUUACCAAGUGCGCGAGAAAAUCGGGCAAAUAGUCGCGGUGAUCAAGGACGAAAUUUCGAAUUCCACGUACGACCAGAUGGACUUGGCAACGAAGCAAUUUUUCGAGGGUCAAGCCGCAAAUACAAUCAUCGAGAUCGGAAUGUCGAAUUUUGUGAGCCGGCGAUUCAAUCACACCGAUUUUUAUUGGGUUUUGAAUAAACUAUACGAGGCGCAACCCACACAGGGGUCUUCUCUAUCUAGUCUGCGGGCUGUGGUGAACCUGGUGAUUUUGAUCAACAAGGUCGAGGGUUUCGCGAUUCCGAAUGCGAAUCGGAUGCUAAAGGGAAUCGAAUUUGGCGCUGUAAACUUUGAAGGCGAAUACGUGAUGAUCCCCGAAUCGGUGUGCCUAAUGGCGAGGACAACGUCUGAAAGUGCUUGGUACGGUUCGAUGGGUGUUAUCGUGGCGCACGAGCUGCAGCACAGCCUAUUUUGGGACAAAGGACAAGCCCACAACGCGUUCACGCGCGACCAAAAGUUGCGCGAAUCGAGGGAGUGUUUGGAGGACCAUGUGAUGCGAGUUUGCCGGAUGUUCAACCACGAUUUUUGGAACCAUUCUACACCAUGCAUUGAAGCCGGGUCAUCAUCAACUCGGGUGUGUUCAUGCAUGGAAGCCGCCGGAAAAACUUAUACUGAAGACGUAGCAGAUCAAGAAGGAAUUCAAGCCGCCUACCAAGCCAUGAAAAGGACUUUAGGGCCGGAAAAGAUGCAGGAACCCGCCUACAAAGAUUAUCCAGAAGUUACGAAUGAGAAAAUGUUUUUCUAUGCGACUGCGGCUGUCAAUUGCGCCACCGACCCAAAUCUUCACUACCGAGAGGGCAGCGAGCACUCCGCGAAAUACCUACGAACGAUGGCCGAGAUGACGUUGAUGCCGGAAUUCCGGAGGGUAUUCCAGUGCUCGGAUGAUAGCAGGAUGGGACAAUUGAGCGUUGCGCGCAGCAACAAUUGCGACCAAUAUGGGACCACAAAACGCCGAAUGCUCCAAGAACGAGUUCUCAAAUCCCAUAUUCGA
Messenger RNA from Mesorhabditis spiculigera, 1425 nucleotides. NCBI's taxonomy places the organism in Eukaryota, Metazoa, Nematoda, Chromadorea, Rhabditida, Rhabditidae. The record is from the annotation of a GenBank genome assembly.